Molecule: messenger RNA, 128 nt
Organism: Paramecium octaurelia
Lineage: Eukaryota; Ciliophora; Oligohymenophorea; Peniculida; Parameciidae
Source: the annotation of a GenBank genome assembly
AUGUUUCUAAAUUAAAAGUUUAGUAAUAUUAGAUCGAAGAAGGACCUAAAUUCAGCAAAUCCAUAUCAAAGCAUGAAAGAUAUUAGGCAUAUAUCCGAAGUAUUUAUGUUUAAUCACACUAGGAUUGA